AUGCUAAACUUCCUGCUUUGCAGUCCUCCGGGGAGGCUGUGCAUAGCCCUAGCAUGUGUCCUGUCCCUCGGGAACACAGUGUCUGCCAUCAAAGGAGAAGCUAAGAAACAAAAGGGGAUGAGCUUCCUAUCUGCUGGCAUAACAGGGUCUGUCUUUAAAGAAGAGUGGAAGGAGGAAGGCCUGGCAUUUCUUGCUUCCACAGAGUUGCCUGCAAGGUCUGUUGAUCUGUCUGCACUUAACCUGACGGAGGUUGUAAACAGGAUGCUAAGCAGAGCUUUGAAAGAUAGCAGGCGGUUCUUCUCCCUGCUGAGCAUUACCUCUUACAGUUCCUUCGCCUUCCACAAGGUCUCCCUGGCCAUCUACAACAUUUCUAACCUGAAGACAGUGGACACGGCCAGAUUCCCCACAAGGUUCUGCUACUGUCUCAAUAAUCGGACCAAUGACCUAUCAGAUUUCACAGCCCUCCUGGUAGACGUCGUGGGGAACUCCACUGGCUCCCUCACAGAGGUUUUCAGGUCCACCUCUCUCCUCUCAGUGAGUCAGACCGAUGAAUCCGACUGCAUCUUCAUCUGCGUGAUGGCCGGGAAGGCAGGAAGGAAUCUUUCUGACUUCUGGGAUAUGGCAGAGAAAUCCCCAGUCAUCAACUACACAUUCACGAGCAGCAUAUCUGGUGUUCUGGGUGCAGCUACCAGGAAAACUGCCAGGACUUCCAAGCCCAUAACCCACACCCAGCAGAUGCUCCCAACGACAACUACCAGGACAAUGCCUGCAACACCACGGGUGCCUGCCAAUGGACAGACGCAGGCAUCUAUGCCCUCGACGCCUAGAGCUCAGACCACUGAAGAGAAAACCCCUGGGGGGCCUCCCUGGGAGACUCACUCCUCCACACCCACAUCUACAGGGGCCCAGGAGGCCCGGGGCACAGCGAGCUUUCUGGGGCCUGCUGGGACAGUGGGCCUGGCCAGCAGCCCCACCCAACACAGCCCAACCUCAGGAACAGUCACUUCCAGCACACAGACUCUGAGUCCAACCAAGGCUCCACCCCCUAAGGAUGUGCAAAUAGGUGAUGCCCCUGAAGAGCGGCCGUUCAGCCCUGGGAGAGAGGCAGCCCCGGCCCCAGCUCCUCACCAAGUAUCGAGGUGUCCGCAGUCGCUCCUCAAAGAGGGGACCAUGACAGCACCUCCCAUCACCCUGGCUAUCCAGAAGUUCACCCCAUGCCUGAUGGAGCUGUGUCGCUUUUUCCAGCAAUGCCUUUGUGGGAGUCAGGGGAGGAACCCUACAACAGAGACUAUAAGGUACUGUCUGGAAUACUACUCCUGGUUUCUGAAGAACGCAACUUUGGUCUGUCAGAAGGUGAAGAGGGUGAACCACUCACCCACCCUAAAGCAAAAAUGCCUUGAGAAUAUCUGCAGGUUGGUGUGAGGACCGAGGGAUGACUUCAGGCAAUGACUCUUCACCCUGGCACUUGUCCCAGCUUGGUUAUAUUUACAGAAUCCACAUAGGCUCCAGCUGGAUCAACCACAAUUUUUUUUUUUUUUUUUUCGGAACCAGCGAUUGAACUCAGACCCUUGCGCUUGCCAGGGAAGCGCUUAUUCUACUGAGCCAUCUCCCCAACCCCUUCAACUAUGAAUUGAAGAUGGUUCUUUCAGAAUUUGCACUUAUUUUGACCUUUGAAUCUGUGUAAAGCAUUGAAGGGGGAGGCCUCAAGAUUAGUACAAUGAUACUGGACUCCCCGACUUGCUUCAAAGUCAUAGAAACUUAAUGUCUGUGCUCAAGAAAUUCCUACAAAGUUUGCAAAAAUUCAAAAUCUGGAUAAUCAGGCAAGGGUGUGCACACUUUUCCAAACACACCAGUCCAACUCAGAGACUCUGGCACCAGAGCUAAGUCCAGGACUUAAGUUCAGGACUUCAGAGGAUAGACUGGGGAGAAAAACCUGAACCUACAGUCUGGAGAAAAGCACAUAUGAUCCUUUGAUCUAGUUAACUAAAAUUUUGUUAUGUACAAUGAAUUUGACUUGCCAUACUAUGAUAAAGGCUCAGAGUGCAGGAAAAAAUGAGUGGGACUGGCUUUCCACAGUCACACCGUCUGUCACAACAGCAGCAAUAGCAGGGGCUAUGCAGAGCCCCAGAGCAAACUGAUAAGUAGGGGCUCACUGGUUUUCUGGUGUCUGAAGGAGUCAGCCCCUCCCCCAGGCUACCUAUGUCCUGACUCAGGGCUAAGAGUAAGCCUCAGGGUCAUACUCUAGCUGAGUUCCAGGUCAUGCAUGUGUGGCUAGUAGUGCUUAGCAGAUGACGUGAGAAAUGGAAUCGCUACAUGCUCCAGCCAAUGACAGCAAUGGUAUGGCUACACGUGGCAUAUCACUACAUCACAUUUUCUUUAUUUUCUUUUUCAUGAAUUUAGUACAAGGUCG
This is a messenger RNA of Octodon degus (degu), 2410 nucleotides long. RefSeq names its product HERV-H LTR-associating 1 (gene Hhla1). Lineage: Eukaryota; Metazoa; Chordata; Mammalia; Rodentia; Octodontidae. The record is from RefSeq and is a predicted model, not a curated record. The coding region runs from base 1 to 1422 and encodes 473 amino acids. The transcript is spliced from 16 exons.